AUGGAAGAAUUAGCAGGAAGGCCUCUGCUUGAGGGCGCCGACGAGAAGGGGCGGUCAGGCGAGUUCGGCGCCAGCAGCAGCAGCAGCUGUAUUCCGGGUACCGGAGGCAGGGACUCAUCGUCGUCGUCGUCGGCGGUCAACCCCGCGGUCAUCUUCAGCACAUUCAUCGCCAUUUGUGGCUCCUUCUGCUACGGCUGUGCUCUGUCCUACUCAUCACCGGCGCAAUCGGGAAUAAUGCAAGAUUUGGGGCUAUCAAUCGCUGCUUACUCAGCUUUCGGGUCGAUGUUGGAGAUCGGAGGGAUGAUCGGUGCCCUGUUCUGUGGCAGAAUUACUGCUUUGCUUGGCAGGAAAUACACAAUGUGGCUGGCACAGAUAUUUUGCAUUAUUGGCUGGCUCGCCCUCGCAGUUGCUCAAAGUGAGUGGUGGCUGAUUAUGGGAAGGAUGUCCAUGGGUCUUGGAGUUGGGUUCAUCACUUAUGUGGUCCCUGUUUACAUUGCAGAGAUUACACCAAAGGAGUCCAGAGGCUCAUUCUCAUUCGCUAACCAGUUGCUAGUAACCAGUGGGUUUGCAGUAACCUAUGCCGUUGGGACUGUGGCUUCCUGGCGCAACCUGGCGUUGCUUGCUAUUAUUCCUGGAAUCGUGCAACUGAUCGGGCUGUUCUUCAUCCCCGAGUCCCCAAGAUGGCUAGCGAACGCUGGAAGGGUGAAGGAGUUUCGAGCAGCAUUGCAGUACUUGCGGGGCAAGAAUGCAGACAUUUCAGCAGAAGAAGAAGAAAUCCAGGCCUCUGUGGAUGACAUGAACAAUGGUCCAAAAGCAAGAAUGGUGGACAUUUUCCAGAGAAAAUAUGCUUAUGCCCUCACUGUUGGACUGGGCCUAAUGUUCCUCCAACAACUGGGAGGCAACUCUGGAGUUGCAUACUAUGGUAGCAGCAUCAUUGAGAAAUCAGGGUUCCCAAUCAACAUUGGAACUAUAGUAAUGUCUCUGAUUCAGAUUCCAAUCUCAGCUGUUGGCGUAGCGUUAAUGGAUAUCAGCGGAAGAAGAGCUCUCCUCAUGGUUUCUGCAGGUGGGAUGGGGAUAUCUGCAUUCCUUGUGGGAUUAUCUUUCGUAUUACAGGGGCUUAACCUUUUCAAAAAGGUCACUCCAAUUCUUACUGUAAUUAGCAUCACUGGACAUAUAGGAUCAUUUGCAAUUGGGAUGGGAGGAAUCCCAUGGAUCAUCAUGUCUGAGAUAUUCCCCGUGAGUGUGAAGGCUCUGGCUGGAACUCUGGUCACAUUAGUCAAUUGGUCAUCGUCCUGGAUGGUAACCUACUCUUUCAAUUUCAUGAUGCAAUGGAGCCCUGCAGGUACUUUCUUCAUUUUUGCGACCGGGAGUGCUGCAACAGUUGCGUUCACCUGGAAGUUAGUUCCAGAGACCAAGGGAAGAACAUUGGAAGAGAUUCAAGCAUCGAUGACAACUCUUCACUAA
This is a messenger RNA of Linum trigynum, 1464 nucleotides long. The record is from the annotation of a GenBank genome assembly. Lineage: Eukaryota; Viridiplantae; Streptophyta; Magnoliopsida; Malpighiales; Linaceae.